Messenger RNA from Diceros bicornis minor, 3669 nucleotides. RefSeq names its product transient receptor potential cation channel subfamily M member 5 (gene TRPM5). Gene Ontology annotation, biological process: calcium ion transmembrane transport. Gene Ontology annotation, molecular function: ligand-gated calcium channel activity; calcium-activated cation channel activity. Lineage: Eukaryota; Metazoa; Chordata; Mammalia; Perissodactyla; Rhinocerotidae. Gene Ontology annotation, cellular component: membrane. The record is from RefSeq and is a predicted model, not a curated record.
AUGCAGGACAUCCGGGGCGCCUGUCCCGACACACCCAGGGAUGCCGGAGACGGGUGGGGGCCAGGCCUGUGCCGGGGUGAGAUCGAAUUCGGAGGCUCUGGAAAGAAGCGAGGCAAGUUCGUGAAGGUGCCAAGCGGCGUGGCCCCCUCCAUGCUCUUUGACCUCCUGCUGGCUGAGUGGCACCUGCCAGCCCCCAACCUUGUGGUGUCCCUGGCGGGCGAGGAGCGGCCUUUUGCCGUGAAGUCCUGGCUGCGGGACGUGCUGCGCAAAGGGCUGGUGAAGGCAGCUCAGAGCACAGGUGCCUGGAUCCUGACCAGCGCGCUCCGUGUGGGCCUCGCCCGGUACGUUGGGCAGGCUGUGCGCGACCACUCGCUGGCCAGCACGUCCAGCAAGGCCCGUGUGGUGGCCAUCGGCAUGGCCUCGCUGGGCCACGUCCUGCACCGUCAGCUUCUGGACGAUGCCCAGGAGGACCGCCCCGUCCACUACCCCAUGGACGACAGUGGCAGCAGCCAGGGACCCUUCUGCUCCCUGGACAACAACCAUUCCCACUUCAUCCUGGUGGAGCCGGGUCUCUCUGGGGAGGAGGACGAGCCCAUGGAGCUGCGGCUAAGGCUGGAGAAGCACAUUUCGGAGCAGAGGACCGGUUACGGGGGAACCGGCAGCAUCGAGAUCCCAGUCCUCUGUCUGCUGGUCAAUGGUGACCCCAGCACCCUGGAGAGGAUUUCCAGGGCUGUGGACCAUGCUGCCCCGUGGCUGAUCCUGGCGGGCUCUGGGGGCAUUGCCGACGUGCUCGCCACCCUAAUGAACCAGCCCCACCUCCUGGUGCCCCAGGUGGCUGAGAAGCAGUUUAAGGAGAAGUUCCCCAGCGAGCAUUUCUCCUGGGAGGACAUCGUGCACUGGACUGAGCUGCUGCAGAACAUCACCUCCCACCCACACCUGCUCACCGUGCAUGACUUCGAGCAGGAGGGCUCUGAGGAACUGGACACUGUCAUCCUCAAGGCACUGGUGAAAGCCUGCAAGAGCCACAGCCAGGAGGCGCAGGACUACCUGGACGAGCUGAAGCUGGCUGUGGCCUGGGACCGCGUGGACAUCGCCAAGAGCGAGAUCUUCAAUGGGGACGUGGAGUGGAAGUCCUGUGACCUGGAGGAGGUGAUGAUGGACGCACUGGUGAGCAACAAGCCUGAGUUUGUGCGUCUCUUCGUGGACAACGGGGCCGACGUGGCCGACUUCCUGACGUACGGGCGGCUGCAGCAGCUCUACCGCUCCGUGCCCCCCAAGAGCCUGCUCUUCGACCUGCUGCAGCGCAAGCACGAGGAGGGCCGGCUGACGCUGGCCGGCCUGGGUGCCCAGCAGGCCCGGGAGCCGCCCACGGGGCCGCCUGCCUUCUCCCUGCACGAGGUCUCCCGCGUGCUCAAGGACUUUCUGCAUGACGCCUGCCGCGGGCUCUACCAGGCAGUGAGUGGGGCCGGCGGGGGGGCCGGGCGGGGGCGCGGCUGGAGGCUGACAGUCCCUGUCCUCCAGGAGAGGGGGCCAGCCAGGCGGCCUGCGGGCCAGAAGUGGCUGCUGGACCUGAACCAGAGGAGUGAGAACCCCUGGAGGGACCUGUUCCUGUGGGCUGUGCUGCAGAACCGCCACGAGAUGGCCACCUACUUCUGGGCCAUGGGUCAGGAGGGUGUGGCAGCCGCUCUGGCCGCCUGCAAGAUCCUCAAAGAGAUGUCCCAUCUGGAGACGAAGGCAGAGGUGGGCCGCACCAUGCGCGAGGCCAAGUAUGAGCAGCUGGCCCUGGGCCUCUUCUCUGAGUGCUACAGCAACAGCGAGGACCGCGCCUUCGCCCUGCUGGUGCGCCGAAACCGCUGCUGGAGCAGGACCACCUGUCUGCAUCUGGCCACCGAGGCCGACACCAAGGCCUUCUUUGCCCACGAUGGAGUGCAGGCCUUCCUGACCAAGAUCUGGUGGGGGGACAUGGCCUCGGACACACCCAUCCUACGCCUGCUGGGCGCCUUCCUCUGCCCGGCCCUCGUCUACACCAACCUCAUCACCUUCAGUGAGGAGGCCCCGCCGAGGAAGGGCUCAGAGGACCUGCAGGAGCUGGACAGCCUGGACGCAGAGAAGAGCCUGCUCCGCAGGCCGCGCAGCUGGGCGGAGGAGCCGGCUGAGGCACCGAGCACUCGGGGCGACAGAGGCCUGCGUGCGGCCUUCCUGCUCACGCGCUGGCGGAGGUUCUGGGGUGCGCCUGUGACCGUGUUCCUGGGGAAUGUGGUCAUGUACUUUGCGUUCCUCUUCCUGUUCACCUAUGUCCUGCUGGUGGACUUCAGGCCACCUCCCCAGGGGCCAUCGGGGCCUGAGGUCACCCUCUACUUCUGGGUCUUUACGCUGGUGCUGGAGGAAAUCCGGCAGGGCUUCUUCACAGACGAGGACACACACCUGGUGAAGAAGUUCACACUCUACGUGGAGGACAACUGGAACAAGUGUGACAUGGUGGCCAUCUUUCUGUUCGUCCUUGGUGUCACCUGCAGGAUGCUGCCCUCCGUAUUUGAGGCCGGCCGCACGGUCCUUGCCAUGGACUUCAUGGUGUUCACGCUCCGGCUUAUCCACAUCUUCGCCAUCCACAAACAGCUAGGCCCCAAGAUCAUCAUCGUGGGGCGGAUGGUGAAGGACGUCUUUUUCUUCCUCUUCUUCCUGAGCGUGUGGCUCGUGGCCUACGGCGUGACCACGCAGGCGCUGCUGCACCCCCACGACAGCCGCCUGGAGUGGAUCUUCCGCCGUGUGCUCUACCGGCCCUACCUGCAGAUCUUCGGGCAGAUCCCGCUGGACGAGAUUGACGAAGCCCGCGUGAACUGUUCCGUGCACCCGCUGCUGCUGGAGGACUCGCCCUCCUGCCCCAACCUCUAUGCCAACUGGCUGGUCAUCCUCCUGCUGGUCACUUUCCUGCUGGUCACCAAUGUACUGCUCAUGAACCUGCUCAUCGCCAUGUUCAGCUACACGUUCCAGGUCGUGCAGGGCAAUGCCGACAUGUUCUGGAAGUUCCAGCGCUACCAUCUCAUCGUGGAGUACCAUGAACGUCCUGCCCUGGCGCCGCCCUUUAUCCUCCUCAGCCACCUGAGCUUGGUGCUCAAGAGGGCCUUCCAGAAGGAUAAGCAGAAGCGGGCACGCCUGGAGAGAGACCUGCCAGAGGCCCUGGACCAGAAGAUGGUCACCUGGGAGGCUGUUCAGAAGGAGAACUUCCUGAGCAAGCUGGAGAAGCAGAGGAAGGACAGCGAGCAGGAGGUGCUGAGGAAAACCGCCCACAGGGUGGACUUCGUUGCCAAGUACCUCGGGGGGCUGCGAGAGCAAGAGAAGCGGAUCAAGUGUCUGGAAUCGCAGAUGAACUACUGCACAGUGCUCCUGUCGUCCAUGGCCAACACGCUGGCCCAGGGCAGCACCUCCUGGACCUCUCUGAACUUCGGCAGUGGGAACCAGCAGCCCUCUGCUGACCAUGGAAGGGGCCCGGGCAGCAGGGAGCACCCGGAGGCUGGCUGGCCACCCUCAGACACCUGAGCCACUUGGACUGUCCACGCAAGGGGCCCAUUCUCCCAGUCUCAGGCCUCAGCGUGGGCAGGCAAGGGCCUGGACCUGAGCUGGUCACCGUGGGCCCUGUGGACGUGCCAACCUUCCCCCAGCUCCGGUGGA